Verticillium alfalfae VaMs.102 is the source of this 1731-nucleotide messenger RNA. RefSeq lists its product as hypothetical. The coding region runs from base 1 to 1731 and encodes 576 amino acids. The record is from RefSeq and is a predicted model, not a curated record. Gene Ontology annotation, cellular component: MICOS complex. Lineage: Eukaryota; Fungi; Ascomycota; Sordariomycetes; Glomerellales; Plectosphaerellaceae. The transcript is spliced from 5 exons. Gene Ontology annotation, biological process: cristae formation.
AUGUUGCGAACAUCGAUUCGGUCAGCAAGGGCGAUUGGCCGCGCCCCUACUGCGUCCGCAGUCGGCCGCCAAUGGCACGUCGCCGCCCUCCGUGCCAGCUCCAGGCACUUUGCCGACAGCAGGAAGCCCGAUCCUGUCUCCCAGCCCGUCAAGCUGCCGACCAUCGAGACCAACACAGCCAAGGAGAGCAAACCUCCCAGACUCGUCGAUCCCGAGCCUACUAUCCCCGCCGAUAACAUUCCCCUGACACCCGCAACCUCCUCCCGCCUGCGGACCAAGCCUCUUCCCCGAACUCGGGUGGAUGUUGACACCCUCAACGACGACGCCCGACGACACCCGCCGCCUCCUCCCCCUCGGGCCGCGCCUCCCGAAGAAGGGCUUUCUUUCCGCCGUCUGAGGAACCUUGUGCUGACCCUCGCCGUCCUCGGUGCUCUCGGCUUUUGGUGGAAGCCAACGGCUCCUGCGGCGCCCGCCCCGACCCCCGAGCCUAAGCCCGCCCCUGUCGCCGAGAAGCCUGUCGCUCCCGUCGAGGCCCCUGUCGAGGUCAAGGCCGCCCCCGUCGCUUCCAAGCCCGCCAAGGCCCAGUCGACCGAGGCGUUCCGCGCCCCCGAGGUCAACGAGCCCUCGAGGCUGCCGCCCAUUGCGCCCAUUGACCCCCUCAAGGUCAACGACGCCAUGGAGCCCCUGGUACAGGACCUCGUCCACAUGCUGAACGACAUCAUCACCGUCGUCAACGCCGACAAGGCGCAGGGCCGCUACGGUGCCACUAUUGACAAGGCCAAGAGCGAGCUCAACAAGGUCGGCGGCAAGGUCAAGGACGUCCGCGGCGAGGUCGAGAAGAAGGCCGCCGAGGAGGUCCGCCAGCGGAUCAACGAUUUUGACGCCGCCGCCGAUGCCCUCGUCAAGCGCGUCGAGGCCGCCAUGGCCGCCCAGGAGGCCAACUGGCGAGGCGAGUUUGAGGAGGAGAUGAAGCGCGUCAAGAACAGCUACGACGAGCGCGUCAAGGUCCUCCUCGAGCGCGAGAAGCAGCUCGGCCACCAGCGCCUCGAGAACAGCCUCCUCGAGCAGGCCCUGGCCCUGAAGAAGGAGUUCACGGGCGAGGUCCGCAAGCGCGUCGAGGACGAGCGCGACGGCCGCCUCGGCAAGCUCAACGACCUGUCGGCCGCCGUCGCCAACCUCGAGAAGCUGACGGUCGGAUGGAACGACGUCGUCGACACGAACCAGCGCACCCAGCAGCUGCACGUCGCCGUCGAGGCCCUCGUCGCCCUCAAGGAGAUUGCCGCCGACGACGCCGUCGUCAACGCCGCCAUCGCCUCCAUCAACCCCUCGGCCUACCAGCGCGGCCUGUCGACGUCGGCGCAGCUCGUCGACCGCUUCCGCACCGUCGCCGGCGAGUCCGCAAGACUUCGCUGCUGCCCGACGACGCGGCGUCGCCAGCCACGCCUCGGAGCUGGUCCUUCAGCAAGGUCAUGUUCAAAGAGCAGGGGCUUCGCCAUCGGCGAUGACGGGCUCGCCACCGGCGAUGACGUCGAGAGCAUCCUCACCCGCACCCAGACCUACCUCGAGGAGGGCGAUCUCGACGCCGCCGCCCGCGAGAUGAACGGCCUGCAGGGCUGGGCCAAGACGCUGAGCAAGGACUGGCUCGGCGAGGUGCGCAAGGUGCUGGAGGUCCAGCAGGCGCUCGAUGUCAUCUCGACCGAGGCGCGGCUGCAGAGCCUGAGGGUCGAGUAA